Molecule: messenger RNA, 389 nt
Organism: Cylicocyclus nassatus
Lineage: Eukaryota; Metazoa; Nematoda; Chromadorea; Rhabditida; Strongylidae
Source: the annotation of a GenBank genome assembly
AGUUUCUUCAAAUUAUUCUGCUGAGGUCUGUUUGCAAGGAUGUUACGCAGCACCCAUCUAACAUAAAAGAUACCAAAAUAGAACUAUAUCAUAACAAGGCGGCACAACUCAGCGAGAUAUGAUGCUUCAUUUACAAGACAAGCUUUGGCUCUGGACACUUUGGCUGCUGGCAUUGCCAGUUGUUGUUCCUGAAUCACCAACUUUUGCAAGACUGUGCGACAAACCUGCACAGGCCGGUACAGGAAAGCUUUUGGGUAUGACUUUCCUUGAAGCUCCGAUCCUCUCUCCGGCGUGGAUGUCAAGGCAUGCGGCCGUUACUCGAUAAUCAUUUAGAUAAAAACCUCUCUAGCCUACGUGGAUGAAUACACAAGUGCAAUACUACGCCGACA